CAGUUUCCAAAACCUCCUCCCCUCUUUCUUUCUCCCUCUCUCUCUCUGACACUACACUCUGUGCUUUCAUUGCCGACAUCCUCGUCUUAAAAACACAAAAGCUAAUACAUUCUAGCAAUUAAAGACACGUCCUCCGAGCAAAACUCAAAAUCACCAGAGAUGAGUGCGUUACUCACAACACUAGCUCUCCUCUUCACCCUCAUCUACACAGUCACUUCCAGCUGCACUCCAUCAGACCUAGCAGCAUUACUAGCCUUCAAGUCUUCCCUCAAUGAACCAUACUUAGGCAUCUUCAACACAUGGUCAGGCACUAACUGCUGCUCCAACUGGUACGGCAUCAGCUGUGACCCCACCACAGGCAGAGUCGCAGACAUCAACCUGCGAGGUGAAUCCGAAGACCCCAUCUUCGAGAAGGCUGGCAGGUCAGGCUACAUGACUGGUUCCAUCAACCCUUCAUUAUGUAAACUUGACAGGCUCUCUACGCUCAUUCUGGCAGACUGGAAAGGGGUUUCGGGUGAAAUUCCUGGAUGUGUUGCUUCUUUAAGUAAUCUCCGAAUCUUGGAUCUUAUAGGUAACCAAAUAUCUGGCAAGAUUCCUGCAAAUAUUGGGAAUCUACAGAGACUUACUGUUUUAAACCUUGCUGAUAAUGGACUCACUGGAGAGAUCCCUGCUUCUCUCACAGCUUUGGCAAAUAUGAAGCAUUUGGAUCUUAGCAGCAAUAAGUUGACUGGUCAGUUGCCAGCUGAUUUUGGUAACUUGAAAAUGCUUAGCCGUGCAUUGUUGAGUAAAAACCAGCUGAGUGGAGCAAUACCAAACUCUAUAUCGGGCAUGUAUCGGCUAGCAGACUUGGAUUUGUCUGUUAAUAAAAUCUCGGGUUCGGUACCGGGCUGGUUAGGCAGCAUGCGGGUUCUUUCUACGCUUAAUCUGGAUAGUAACAUGAUUUCCGGUCAAUUGCCAGCAUCUUUGUUGAGCAGUACCGGUUUGGGGAUAUUGAACUUGAGCAGGAAUGCUAUUGAAGGUAACAUACCGGAUGCUUUCGGACCGAAAUCUUACUUCAUGGCUCUUGACUUGUCUUACAACAAUCUGAAGGGUCCGAUACCCGGUUCACUUUCGUCGGCAGCAUAUGUGGGGCAUUUGGAUUUAAGCCACAAUCAUCUUUGCGGAACAAUUCCUGUUGGGACACCAUUUGAUCACCUUGAAGCAUCCUCGUUUAGUUUUAAUGAUUGUCUUUGCGGGAAUCCAUUAAAGACUUGUUAAUGUAUUAAGAGGCCGAUAAAGGGUAAAACCGGGCGUCUCGUUUUUCGCCCGAAAUACCGGGUUGUUCUAUAGGUGUGCUCAAGUGUCAUUAUUGUAAAAGUGGACCAUCAUAUUAAGUGUGAGUUAUUUCUAUAUUUUAUUAAUGUAAUUGCAAUGUGAUGUUUGAUCCUAA
Molecule: messenger RNA, 1429 nt
Organism: Populus trichocarpa (black cottonwood)
Lineage: Eukaryota; Viridiplantae; Streptophyta; Magnoliopsida; Malpighiales; Salicaceae
Product: DNA damage-repair/toleration protein DRT100
Exons: 1
Coding region: 160-1257 (365 amino acids)
Molecular function (GO): protein binding
Source: RefSeq, a predicted model, not a curated record